Hylaeus volcanicus is the source of this 6800-nucleotide messenger RNA. RefSeq lists its product as uncharacterized. NCBI's taxonomy places the organism in Eukaryota, Metazoa, Arthropoda, Insecta, Hymenoptera, Colletidae. The record is from RefSeq and is a predicted model, not a curated record. The transcript has 11 exons. Bases 166 to 5820 code for a protein of 1884 amino acids. Gene Ontology annotation, biological process: autophagy; response to starvation. Gene Ontology annotation, cellular component: cytoplasm. Gene Ontology annotation, molecular function: protein binding.
GAUUGACGUUUCGCGGGCGGGGUGACAUCACUAUCGUUUUCUGGUUGUGUUGUGUCAGUCACUCGCAGAAUGACGCAGUAGAAGGUCGUUUCAGAGAUGGCGAGCUUCCCAGUAUGAAAAUACAGUUUUAUGGCGAGGUAAAAACAUUCAGUUUGGGAAGAAAAAAUGUCUGCAGACUCUCCAAGGCGUGGUGUGCAUAAAGGAGCUCAAGUUGUAUCACCGCAACCAAUAGUCGAUCGAACGAUCAUAGAUAGUGUUGCAGGAAUUAUUAAUGAUAUUGUCCCACAGGCUUACACUGGCACACCAAAUUCAGAUAACACAGAGUCUAUAUCAUGGGCACGGUUUGAGUAUGCAGACAUAAAUGACCCUGCUUUGUACCCAGACUACAAUGAAGGCUCUAAUACACCACCUCUAUUAUUGGUGCUUGGUUAUGCAACUGGAGUUCAGGUAUGGUUGAUAGCAGCAACAGGAGAAGCAACAGAAGUGUUAUCAUGGCGUCAAGGAGUGGUCCGCACUCUGAGAAUUCUACCAAAUCCAAAGACUGACGAUGAACAUGUCGAUCUGUUUGACUUGAAACGGCCAAUGGUAGCAGUAUGUGAUUCAGCUGGACCUGGACCACAAUUUUGCAACAUUAGUUUCAUUUCGCUAAAAACUGGGGAACAAGCUAAAAGCAUAAAAUUUAAAAAUCCUGUUUGUGACAUUUUGGCAAAUAAGCGAUCAAUAGUAGUAACGUUUUUAGAAAAAAUUGCAGUGUUUGAUGCUCGAACAUUGGAAGAUGUGUUAACAGUCACCACAUGCUAUGCCAGCCCUGGCCCAAAUCCAAAUCCUGUUGCAUUAGGGAUGAGAUGGCUUGCUUACAGCGAAAAAAAAUUAUUACCAGCGAAAAGAAGCAGCGGGGGCUGCGAGGGGGAAGGAGUUCAAAGUUAUACAGCGGCUGUUCUUUACGCUGCAAAAUCUUUAGGAAAAGGUUUGCGUGGCUUAGGAGAGACCGUUGCAUCGAGUUUAACCGGAAAUUCGGUGUCGCCGGUAGUUAUCAAUAAUACGGGCAGUGAUGUGACCCAACCAGGCGUGAUUACGAUAUUAGAUCUCCAAGCAGCAAAAGAGGAGAAAGAAUUAGAUGAUGCAAAUAUAGAGACUGUAAUUGCUCAUUUUACUGCCCAUAGUGAUGCAAUCGUUGCCAUGACUUUUGAUUUAAGCGGUGCGUUGCUACUGACCGCUGACAAACGGGGGCAUGAUUUUCAUGUAUUUAGAAUUCAGCCGCAUCCAGGGGGUCCUGCUUUGGCAGCAGUACAUCAUUUGUAUAUUUUACAUCGCGGAGAUACCACUGCUAAAGUGCAGGACAUGGUAUUUUCGAGCGAUACACGUUGGGCAGCAAUUUCAACUGUACGGGGUACCACUCACGUGUUUCCGGUCGCACCAUACGGUGGGCCGGUAGGAGUGCGAACUCAUUCCACACCUCAUGUUGUAAAUAGACUUUCAAGAUUUCAUAGAAGCGCAGGUUUAAUGGAUGAUGGCACCAGAUCCCAUUCUCCUGUUUCUCAUACAGAGUUGCCUUUGUCAAUAUAUCCGUAUUCUAAUCCAAGACUUCCUCCGUAUCCUCAUCCAACUGUUCUACACCCGCUAGCACAGAUACGACAACCAUCUUCGUUAAAUCACGUAAACAAUCAAGCUCAACAAAGUAGGCCGCAGCAGAGACAACGAUUGCACUCCGACGAUAGCGGAAUCUUAUCAUUAAAAAUAUGUGCUUGCUUUGCACCCCCAAGAGCUUGGAUGUAUGCACAAAGAGAAUCUACUGCCAAAGUUAUGAAGAGGGCAGUCGAUUCUUUGUUUAUCAUGGCGUGUCACGGAAACAUGAUACAAUACGAUUUAGAACCGAAACCAGCUGCAGGCAUACCAAAAGAGAAAGUGUGCGACGAUACGACGAUAGAACUCGAAGUUGAAGCCAAAGGCCAAUGGCCUCUCUUAAGAUGCCCGAAUUCUUUAGAGAUUCUGCCUCCUUUGUCAACAUCUAGCCCUUUGCUGAGCGUUGUUACUGUACCUAAAGACAGUCAAGACGUCGAUGUAGCAGAGGAUCGUUGGCUAAGUCAAGUAGAAAUUGUAACACACGCUGGUCCACAUAGGAGGCUUUGGAUGGGACCUCAAUUUGUUUUCAAAACGUACAAUGCAACUAGCGGAGCUCCUGUGAAUCUCGUUGAAGCUGAGGCUGUUGAAAUCGGGGUAACCGGUGUGUCUCGUCCCGCGAGAUCAAAUCCUGUCAAUAUGCCACGUGCUGCAUCUAGGUCGUUGGUACCUGUGGUUAUCGAUGGAUCAGGAAAUAAUGUACUGAUACUCUCGACCUAUUUUCCAGGCAGCUACGAGCAGUCGCCAAGGUUCAUGGAAGCUUACGGUGAUUCCUUAGAUAGCGAAAAUACGGGUGUUGGUAACGGCGAGAACCAAUUGAGAGAAGACCUCGCCGAAGCAAUGCUGGAGACCUCCAUUGCGCCGCACCGUGCCCCAGGGAGGCGAUCGGUAUUUGAGAGGGUGGGUCAACCGGUAACUAAAGUCGUCAACCCUCUGGGCACCGUGAUUACCGUGUCCGCCGACGAGGAAGACGCUAACUCCAGUCUGGAGUUCGAUUCCGCGGAGGAGUGCCACGUGCCGGAACCACCUAGAAGUGUGUGCGCCGAGGAAGGCCCUGCGUCGCUCGGCGAUUUCGAGCCGGAGAGCCAAACGCUCCGCGACCUCACCGAGAUCUGCGCGGAAAUGCGUUCAGCCAGUGAGCCCGCGAUCGACAGCGUUCCCGACGAAGAUAUCUGCGAGGUGAAAGAAAAAAAACUGCUCUGCGUGGAGAUCGCCCCGCUCGCCAAUCCCGGGAGCUGUUCCAUCGACUUCGAGAAGGAGGAAGCGUUUCGAGACAUGCCCACCAGUCUGAGUCUCUGCGUCGAACAGGGGGAGAUACCCAGCAGCCCGAUGACCCAGGCCAAAGAGACCACCUGGGGAAAGAGAUUCGACAGAAAGGAGGAAAAGUCAACUCACGAGAGAACCGUGCCCGAGGCGCAGUACGUCGUUAACUGUAGCGACGACAGCGUCGUCCUGGUAGAGAACAAAUCGGCUCAAGGUCGAAGAAACGCCCCCGCGCACUGCAAGAAAGCUCCCGAGCUAGAGAGACCGAAGAAAUUGAGUAGAAACGCGCCUGCCGCCAGCUCUGGGAAGCGAGAGUUCAAAGCUCCGAUGAAGAAGUACAUAUUAAAGGAACACGAGGACAGCAUCGUGGUCGAGGACACUCGCGAAGAGUUCAAGAACAGUUGCAAGAGAAAGGUAUGCGAGAAGACUAUACUCGAGGAAUCGAAGAGCAAGAGCAGCGAGAGCAAAGUUGAAUCUUCAAAGGAGACGGGAAAGUCCAAGAGCAAAUCGAAGUCUUCCGCGACUCAGGAUAGCAAAGAAGCGAAGGUAACGGUUGAGAAGGAGAGUAAAUACUCUGGGAAUAUACCCGAGCCAAUCGUCGAAUUGGGAUACGUAGCCGAAGAUACGGAUAAAGCGGAGGAAUCGAAGUCCGAGGAUAUCGACAAGUACAAAUCCCCACCGUCGGAGUCAACGGACGAUUUCAGCUCCAGCGAGUAUCACAUAGUCGAGACUCCGUGCUGCAGCAAAGAAGGUACGUUGGUUCAGUCUGACGAGGAUAUCGAGCAUAUCCAGAGAUCCGAGAUUACUCAAUUGCAGCAGGCUGAGUGCAUCGACGGCGAAAAGUGUGCGGAGUCCCCUGUUAUGCAACGGAAGAACAGCAAGAACACUAUAUCUGACGACGAUCUGGAGUACAUACACAGUUCCGAGCUUGUAGAAACGCCCGACAAGAAGAGCAAAGAGGAUCUGCAGCUCGAGGCUGAGAAAAGCGACUACGACUCGUCCGCCAGCAAACGUACGCUCUCUGACGACGACAUAGAACACGUGCAGCACUCCGAUGUCUGUCCUGUGGCGUCUGAAGUGGUUAAAGACGAUUGUGAGAAAGUCAUGAAGAAGUCCCAGGAGACUCCCGUGGAACAGAAGCCGAAGAGCGUUAAGAAAACAAAGGACAUCGUGGUGAUCGAAAGUGACUCGUCCGCAGCCGACGUGACAGUGAUCAUCAAGGAGAGUUGGAGGUCUAAAAGCGUGGAAAAGAAAGAUGAUCUGGAAGAGUGUACUAAAGACACAGGGAUCGGCGAAUCUCUUAGUCCCCUGAAGAAGAUCAAGUCCCGUCAAGCCAAGACAUCGCCCUCCAACGUUCCACCGAAACGUUCCCAAGCUGGUAUCGAGAUCAUCGACAUCGACGCGAUGCAGAAGGCAGAGAUGGAGGUACUGACCGACGCAGUGUCGGCUCCAGAGUGUAAAAUCCUGUCUGGACCAGAGGUCAGCGUGACUCGACCCAAGAAAUCUCGGAAGAAUAAAAAAUCCAACACCGAGAGCAACCCUCAGUUCGAGGUUUCGACCGAACCGAGGGCUGUAGAAGAAACUGCGAAGGAGUCGAGCUCCCAGAAGCCAGCCGAGUUCUCCUGGAGCGCCAUCGUCAAGAAGAAGAGUAUCUCCGUGGAACGAGAGAUACCCAAGGAAGACGAUAAACUCGUCGAGGUGGAGGAUACACCCGAAUCCGUAGAAACUGCAAAAUGGAAUCCUGCAAAGAAGCCAGACUUAGGAAAGAAGAAGCUACAAGAAACUUGGUCGAAGAAGAGCUCGGAAGUGAAGAGUUCGCAGGUGGUCGACAAGCUUCGAGAGGCCGUCACCGAGUUGGACUCUGGAGAGCCUGUCGUCGAGCCAGUUGAGAUAUCUUGGAGCUCCAUCGUGAGGAAGAACUCGAUGGAGGAGAAAAAGGACGGCGUUGAAGCAAAUCCGGAAGAACAGAGCGUCGAAGGUAAGAAAACUCGUCGAAAGCACGAGUCUUCGUUUCGGUCCUCGGCCAUGAUCGACAAGCUCCGCGAGGCCGUCACCGAAUUGGACUCUGGAGAGCCUCCAGCUCCUACAGCUGACAUUUCUUGGAGUUCUAUAGUGAGGAAGAAGAACCCUGUGGACCAGGAGACGAAGAAGGAGCCCGAUUUCGAGCCCAUCACGGAGGAAUUGGACACUCUUCCCGAAGUAAAGAACACCGAAAAUCUCGAGACUUCUUCAUUUAGAUCAACAAUGAUCGACGAAAUGGUAGACCAAUCCGAACUCCCCGCGAAGGAGACGUUUGUUAUCGAGCCCAUUCUCACGGAACCUCCGAUUUCCACGGUAACCGUCUCCGAAGAAACGCUAGUUCCUGGAGAAACGGAGGUGGAAGUGGAACGUAGUUCCUGGAGUUCCAUAGUCAAGAAAAGAGCUGCUUCGUUGGAGCCCGAGGUGCAAAAGGAAUCGCAGGCCGAAGCCAGCGAGAAGGUGGAUGUAAGCGAGUCCGAGAUGAGAUCUUUUGGGAGCAAACUCUUGGACAGUUUGGAAGGUAAACCGUCAGGGAGCCGUCUUUUCAACAUUUUCGUCACGCAAGUUAAGAGAUUCGAGAAGCCUUCGAAGCUCGAGGGAUCUAGCGACGAGAGGGAGUACGAUUUCGAUGGCUCGUCAAAGGUGGAACCGCUCCCCGUGGAUCUAGCGUUCUUGAAAGAGGACUCGUCCGAGCCCGAACGAGAUCCCGAGAAGAGAAGCGAUUCCGAGCAGGAGGUCGUGCCCGAACGUUCGAGCUCCUCCGACGAGCUGAACGCCAACGUGGUGUUCGCGAACGUGGAGGGAGAUUAUACAGGCCGAGAGGUGGUCGAAAGGAGCCCCGCCAAUGGCGCGACCACCUCGGUCUGCUCCACCUUCAAGAAAAGCAACAAAUGGUCGAAGAAAAAAAAACGCAGAUGAGUAGAGGAUUGCAUGGAUGUGCCUGGGGCCAGCCUUGCCCUUUAUAUACUCCUGAUGCAAGUCGCGGGAGCCGAUUAGCGAGAGUGUUCGCCGAGAAUUUUUAAAUUCUCGUCCCUCUAGUCUGGUCGUUUUGAAAAAUAAGAUGCAUCUUAGAAACAUAUGAACAUUUUGGGGGGAAUUGCUUGGCCCGAGUGUCUGAACGCGUCGGAUUUGAUAUUUUUUGGUGGAUCUUUCAAGUAGUAUCAUUUUUAAUUUCUUGAGGGAGGAAUUUUUAAUUUUGGACUUUUUGCAGGAAUUUGUUGUAGUAUAUUUUAUUGAAAGUAACAUCAAUAUGGAGUAUAUUGAGUAUAUUGUUUCAAGUUAAUAUUGUGUAUUUUUAAUUUUGAAAGGCAUUGUGAUCGUAAAGAAGGGUAAUUUUUAUAUAUUAAUUAUACUGUUUAGAAGAUAAGACGUGUUCGUUUAAAUAUUACUUUUUUUUUGUGCCUGUAAAAAUAUGAAUUUCCAUACACAUUCGCAGUCUAGUUAUGAAUGAUUGAAUAUAAAGGCACAGAAUUAAUUACUUCGCCUGAUGAAAGCAAAUGUACACACACGUGUCGAUAUCUCUCAAGAGAUUAAACCAUAAUUUUUAUUGAACAGAGAAUGGAUCAGUAGUUAUAGUUGCAGUUUAUUCAUUAUUCGAAGUUUCUACUCGAUGAGAUAACAAACUUUUAGUUGAAAAUUGGUGAAAAUUAUACGAAAUUCGCCAGUUUUUCAUCUCUUUUUCACAACACUGGAAAUGAAGGAAGAUUAUUCCAAUACAAAAAAAAGAUUUCACGCGAGACGCUCGGUGAAAACUGUUCUAAGAUAACAAGGGCAAGGCUGUACCGUCGGAUGUGCGUCCGUUGACGUUCGAUCGAAUGCAUAAAAUGAUUAAAAAGGAAAAAAAUAUUGUCACGUAGAACUUUUCGAAACGAAACUUCUAUAUAACAAAAACACAAAAA